Trypanosoma cruzi is the source of this 450-nucleotide messenger RNA. RefSeq lists its product as uncharacterized. The record is from RefSeq and is a predicted model, not a curated record. NCBI's taxonomy places the organism in Eukaryota, Euglenozoa, Kinetoplastea, Trypanosomatida, Trypanosomatidae. Bases 1 to 450 code for a protein of 149 amino acids. The transcript has a single exon.
AUGGGUGAUGGGCAACACACCGGUGGCCUCGCCUUUCUUGCUGCACCGCAGGACAACCUUCGAUAUUCGGAGGGCUCUGACGUAAUUCAUGUUCUUAUUUAUGUAUCAGCUGCGAGGUGUCAGGUGAUUUUUGUUACGGUGAGUGAUGGGGAAACCGUGUUGAUGCUCGCUAAGCGUUUGGUGGAUGUGCACUUCAGGUUGGGCCGUGGAUCUUUCAAGUCGAUUAGAACGGCUGAGAGAGAGAUUUUACUGCGAAAACUGAGGUUCUCAAGUGAAUCCAUUGUUGUAGAGAAUGAGGCCAAUGCGAGUGAUGUGGCAUCUCAUUGUAAACACUUGUUUCUCUCGACUCUGUCUGCCUCCGAGCUGCAACAUGCGCACGAUGGGGAUCCUAUGGAGGGUUUUUUUUGUAGCGAACUCUGCAAUGAAAAUAAGGACGGUGUGAUAUGUUAG